ACAGAAUAGCAGCAACUGGGCGGGUUUUAUUGUCUAACCUGGCAACCCUGGUGAGCAGGAAGCCUGCGCGCAUUGAUCGCUCGCGGAGCGCAGACGCAGCACACGGUCCGCCGGAAUAAUGCGCUUCUAAUGCUGGGCCGCGGUCCGAAGCAAGGCCAUCCUCAGCGCGGAACCCUCACCGAACCCCGGCCGGAACCGGAGGAUUAAAAACAGCAGCGCGCGACGGAGAGAGAGAGACAGACACAGAGAGAGAGAGUGAGAGAGAGACACUGCCCAAGCGUUCAGAGCCAUGAGAGAAUACAAAGUGGUCGUGUUGGGAUCCGGCGGCGUGGGAAAAUCGGCGCUGACCGUGCAGUUCGUCACCGGAUCCUUCAUCGAGAAGUACGACCCGACGAUAGAGGACUUCUACCGCAAGGAGAUCGAGGUGGACUCGUCGCCGUCGGUGCUGGAGAUCCUGGACACGGCGGGCACCGAGCAGUUCGCCUCCAUGCGCGAUCUGUACAUCAAGAACGGCCAGGGCUUCAUCCUCGUGUACAGUCUGGUCAACCAGCAGAGCUUCCAGGACAUCAAGCCCAUGCGCGACCAGAUCAUCCGCGUCAAGCGCUACGAGCGCGUGCCCAUGAUCCUGGUGGGCAACAAGGUGGAUCUGGAGGGCGAGAGGGAGGUGUCUUCCGGGGAAGGCAAGGCGCUGGCGGACGAGUGGAACUGCCCGUUCAUGGAGACCUCGGCCAAAAACAAAGGCUCCGUGGACGAGCUGUUCGCGGAGAUCGUGCGGCAGAUGAACUACGCGUCGGCGCCGAACGGAGACGACCAGUGCUGCGCGUCCUGCGCGAUUCUUUAAGAUCCGAGCGCGAGCUCUGGUUUCUCGUUCGCGUUUGUUGCCAUGGUGUGUCGCAGGAUUUCUGUACUGUUGAGCGACGCGUCUCCUCAGGAGGAGGAGGAGAACCCUGGGAUAGCGGAUCGCUCUUCAGGAAGUGCAGCACACCACUGAUGUCAACACAAGUGUCUUGCACUCGCUACUGGAACUGAAACCCCAAGAACGUGAAAAACAUGCGGGAGGAGUUUAAAACACCGGUUCUGCUCGUGGACUUGGAAACCCUUGUUGUGAAUCGUUUUGCUUUUCGUUCGCUGGAUUGAAACUACUUUCUCGUGCCCCCCCCCCACCAUCCUCCGCGAGCGCACGAGGACUUUACUGUUCAGACGCGAGGACGUCGGAGCUUACGCGUCGAGUGCCUUCCAAAAAAGCUGUUCAAGAGUUUAGUGCCAACCUGCAAGGAGUCUCGGUUCACGGCCGUCCACACAGUACUUAACUGUCAUGCUUGCUAAUGGUUUCGGGGGUGAACAGCGUUUCAAAGGCCUGUUGUCAACGGAACGCCUGUUCUCUUUGUUUUGUUUUGAGUGAAAAUCUUUUUGGCUUUUUUCUCCAAUCCACAGGUACUGAAGCCCCCAGACUCAGACCACAAACCACUGUCUGUGUGAAAUCAGAUCUUUUGUUGUUUUCUUUUUAACAAAUGUGAUGUACCAUUGAAAUUCUAAUCCGAUUGUACGUUUAAUUUCAGACCAGCGUUUUAACAGCUGUCUGAUUGUUUUAACGAGACUUUUAAUACAUGCAUUUUUAUAUAAAAAACAAAAAAAACCUCAA
Cyprinus carpio (common carp) is the source of this 1642-nucleotide messenger RNA. RefSeq names its product ras-related protein Rap-2b. Gene Ontology annotation, cellular component: plasma membrane. NCBI's taxonomy places the organism in Eukaryota, Metazoa, Chordata, Actinopteri, Cypriniformes, Cyprinidae. The record is from RefSeq and is a predicted model, not a curated record. Gene Ontology annotation, biological process: Rap protein signal transduction; negative regulation of cell migration. Gene Ontology annotation, molecular function: GTP binding; GDP binding; GTPase activity.